Messenger RNA from Dentiscutata erythropus, 855 nucleotides. The record is from the annotation of a GenBank genome assembly. Lineage: Eukaryota; Fungi; Glomeromycota; Glomeromycetes; Diversisporales; Gigasporaceae.
AUGCCACCUAAUAAUUCUGAUGGGGAAAAACAAUCUGUAUCAAGUAAUAAGUCCGCAAGCAAUGUAGCGACUUUAUUUUUACAAAAACUGUACACUAAUAAUAAGUCUGCACUUUCUGAAAUAAUACUUUUUGGAUUUGACCUUGAAUGUUUAAAAGAAAGACAAAUUAAUGACAGCCAAGUUCAAAUCCAAAAAAAUAAACCUUUUCAUCAGCUUAAAUCUGAAUCACAAAAAAAGAGCAGACUUCAGACUUUAGCUUAUGAUAUUCAUAGUAGAAUUGAAUCUACACUUGAUCUACACAAUUUUCAUAAUACAAAAUUAGACCAUGUAGAAUUAAAUAUAGAUGAAUCUCCAAUUAAAUUUCAGAAUCUUGCAGCUGUUAUGCCCGAAAUAGAACAGGAAUAUAAAGUUGAAAAGCAUCGACAAGAAAUAACUGAAACUGUAAAUGAUAUGAUUUCAGUUUAUCCAGUUCAAAUAAAUUUUUUAGCACCUAAUGGAGCUUAUCAUUCACUUAAAGAUAUUUUAAAUGUUUUAAUUUCUAAGUUAGCAUAUGGAAAUUCAUCAGUAUUAAAAAUAGGGGAUGUUGUUUACAUUAAAUUAAGUAGGAAUGGACGGCAGAUGGGUAAACAUCAUAAUCAUGUAAUGUUUACCGCCUGCAUAUUAAAUCAACAUAAAGCAGUUUUGAGUCCACCAAGCCAACAUUGUAUUUUUCUUUACACGGGUAUUGAACAGUAUGAAUCUCUUCAGCAGGCUUUUAAUUUUUUAAUUAAAGAACUAUUAACUUUAAAUAUGGAAGGGAUUAUUGAUUUAAAAAACAAUCAUUGGCCAAUUGAGUUUUGGUUUGGCACUGAUUGA